This is a messenger RNA of Nematostella vectensis (starlet sea anemone), 3025 nucleotides long. RefSeq names its product protein sax-3. The record is from RefSeq and is a predicted model, not a curated record. The coding region runs from base 153 to 1715 and encodes 520 amino acids. Lineage: Eukaryota; Metazoa; Cnidaria; Anthozoa; Actiniaria; Edwardsiidae. The transcript has 9 exons.
GUCGUUGGAAUCUUUCUACAAUCGAAGCGGAACGGGGUUCGUUUGUGGAGGCGAUUCAACUGGCAACUGGACCAAGUCCAAAAGUUCGAAGAAACUUUGAAAAACCUCGAUAACUUUGAACUUCUGGGGCCUUAAACAUACAACUGGUAGCCAUGAGGUUCCGAUCGUGUCCAUUGCUGUUAAUUUUAUUGACGAUUUUCGUCAACAAUGUUUCUGGUGUUUUAUGGACAAAAGAACCUCCAAAGCCAACGAUAGUCUUUCUAGGGCAUAAUAGCACUGGUGUAGAGCUAAGAUGGGACUUCGAUCUGCAAUUAACAAACUUUGUAUUUGGAAAGUUAGAGGUCUACAACGAGAAGGAGGGAGGUUCAGAAGUAAUGAUAAAAAAUGCGAUCCAGCCGGGGAAUGCAGGGAGUAUUCCGCUAAACACUAACUACUACUACGUUGAUGCCAACAUCCCAGCGACUGGUGCUUCAGACAAGAAGGGAUAUUUAAAACUCACGAUAAAAAACGUCGUGGAGCAAGGAAAUGAUGGAGAUGGACACAAAAUCGACCCUGAGAAAGAGGACGUCUACGUGUACAGAUUUGAAUUUACUGACUCGGGUGGUACCGAAUAUAAAAGCGAAGUUCCCCUACGAACAUACCGCACCCCUUCCUUUGUGUCAUACCCUGCUAACUCCAGCGAGUCAGCUGGUGUGAGUGUGAAAUUGACAUGUGAGGUGAUUGGGAAGCCAACACCAAGCGUCACUUGGACCAAACUUGGUGACCCAAACUGGCGCAGGGUAGAGGCCAUCACCAGUAUAAAUAAUUUCCAGAUUGCUGAUAGGGGUGUCUAUAUAUGUACUGCAUCAAAUGGGUUUGGGUCGAAUAUCACCGCUGUCUCUGUUGUGCAGUAUUCAGGAUGUACUAGUGGGUGUGCUAAACAGACUGUGGGGAUUCAGAUGACAGACUUGACAUGGACUGGAAGUUAUCAAGUUAAACAAGUAUACACCAAAGAAAUAAAAGAUCUAGAGAGCAGAAUUGUGUAUGAGAUUGCAGAGCAGUACCAAAAGCAAAAUAAAAACCUCUAUCUGGUUGAAGUUGAACGUUUCAGGUCUGGCAGUGUUACUGCGAUUGUUUCUCUUCAGCAGCCUGGAAACACUGUGGACUUAAAACCUCUUGAAGACAUGAUAGCAACAGGAAGCCUGGCUGGACAAACUGUAAAUAGGAACUUUGUCAGCACAACAGAUGCACCAUCACCCUCAACCUCACCAACACCAAGCCCGUCCUCUGAGACAACAACCAAGCCUGUCCCUCCGCCAGAUACAGGUGGAAUCUCAGACACUGCACUGUAUGCUAUUAUUGGAGUAAUUGCGGCAGUUGUGGUAAUUGCCGUCAUCAUUCUUAUAGUCUGCUUUGUGCAGAGGAAAAAAAGAGGAGACACACGUAAAGGUGACAAAUAUCAGCAAGAUGGGAAACAGUACAAACCACCCCCGCCUGCGAGCCAACCCCUCACCAAGCUAGAUGACUACCCUUACGACGAUGCUAAUUCACAGACACCUAAAGAGUUGGAUUAUGCUGAACUGAAUUUCCAGAACCGCUACCCGAACGGGGAAGAGCACUACCCGCCACCACAGUACGAACCUACAGCUUAUGCAGAGGUCGGUCACGCAAAACCCAACAAGGACGACAGCGAAGUGGAAUGGGACAAGUCAGUUAACGAUGGAAUGUGGAUUUAAGUCUUCUUGCAACCCUGUAAGAUAUUACGAUCUGCUGUUGAUAUACGCUAAAGCACCAGCUCCAUUAAUGUAUCAGUGAAUGAGCUCACGGGAACGAGUUUACAUUCCUGGCAGCCAUCUUGAAUUAGUCAAGCAGCACUGAGAUGGCAGUCAUUAAGGUUAUGACACACUAGAGAUAAAGAUAGAAAAAUUCUAGAAACCCUUGUCAAAAAGGUUCAGUAGCAAAAUUGAUGUGUUUCUACGGUUGCCAAAAAUAUCAUUAGCUCAUAAUGCUAACAAAUCGUCCGUUCAUAGAGCAAGGAAAGUAUUUUCAUAAGAAAUAAUGCAGGCUUGAACUUCGUCUAGACGACUUUUCACGCUAGAUACACGCUGGAAUACAAGUUAGGGUAGUAUCUAAUAAUAUAAGCUUAUUCACUCGAUGUAAUAUAAUUUUAUAGAAGCUUAUAUCUGCUGAUUUUUUUGGUAAACGAUUUUGUCCUCACCAAACAAGGAACUCAUUUUGUACACUUGUGAUAGGGUAUCGCGUUUUAUCCAAUCAACGCACGAAUUGCAAGUCAACAAACUUCGAUGUCGGUAUUUUAAGGCCUAGACUAGACGCCGUUCUUUUCAUAUACCGUCCAAAAAAAAAAUUCAAUUAUCUUGUCUUUUUUGCAUUCAUUUGCAUUUGGAACGAAACAUAAAAAUGACGACGUCUACAUCUGAGACUCCCAGUCUCUUAAAAUGCAAAAGUUCAAAGACGGACAAAAGCGUUAUUUGCCAGUUGCAGUUUUAAGAAUAUUUUAUUUUCAAAAAGGUAAUCGUGGAAUCGGUUGGAUGAUGUAUUAAAACAUGGUUCCCAGCCAACGAAAAGAACGAGUUUCUUUUUUUCAUUUAGAAAAAAAAAAUGCUGAAAAUAUUAAGAAAAAGUUAUGGCAUUGACAACAACAAAAAAUCAACAAGAUUUGUUUGUUUGUUUUUGCCACGAAUAUUCACGUCUCAUAACCGUCGAGGACCUUCAAAUUGCAAAUAGUUAAAAAAAAUUAAAAAAAUAUUUUGAGGCUGUGUACCCUUAAAAAUUUCUGAACUUUGUUAUGGUUGAAAUUCUUCUCAUGCCUGCAUAGCGAUAGCAAACGUUUCUGGGAUGAGCGUGAUGGGAGUAAAAAAAUUUUCGCUCAGAAACGCUUGUUAGACAGGCUUUUCACGUGUACCGAAGCUCCUCGAUAGUUUCUUUUCAUUACCAUGCACAUAUUUUGUACUGUAAAAUAGUUCAAGCAAUGUAUACUUUUUUUUAUUUCUAGUGUUUGAAGUCCUAAUAAAGCUGAUAUAAUCGA